UCUAGAAACUUUCGGAUUAUGUCUCUUCCACUUCCAGUUCAAGAAGAGAGAGAGGGGGGGGAGGGUGUGAUGAGUUCUUCGCCGAAGAGCAAGGGUGACGAAAGACCACGGUUCUUCGAUUCAAAAACGAAGAGCAAGUGCUGGGCAAACGCGGAUGUGGUGCCGGGCCGACACCCUGAGCGGUGGCGGCAAGACGCCGCCGGCAACGUCGUCUGUAAGCGCUUCUGCAACUGCCAGGGCUGCCUCUGCUUCGAGUACGAUCACAUCGUUCCAUUCUCCAAAGGUGGUGAAUCCACAGAAGAAAAUUGUCAGAUUCUUCAAACAAGGGUAAACAGAUUCAAAUCAGACAAAGACAAAAUCGAUACAGAUAAAUUGAAAGGUUACUCUUGUGAUGUCAAGUUUACAGAUAAGGAGCUUGACAUAAUCGAAAUGGCCGUAUAUGGUGACGUGAUCCGCCCAGGAAACCAAUGCCGAUGCAGAACUGUAGCCGAGAUGCUUGGACAGCACAAGUCGAAAGACCAAACAGCUGCUUGCAAGUUGCCAUAGGUUGGGCUCUUUAGCAACCAAUUACUAGUUUUUAAGACUUAAAAGUGAGUUCAUCAAUUCAACUUGUGACCCUGCACACAAAUUUGGGUCAACUUGAAUAAUGUCUGAUUAGACAUGUUAAUCAAAUUUUAACUUUCCUUGUACCAUCAUGGCCAUUGACAUAAUGUUUGGAAUUUAUCUUCCCCCAUCAAAGCAAUUUUCUUAUCCUGCUGUGUUUUAAGUCAA
Messenger RNA from Malus domestica (apple), 771 nucleotides. RefSeq lists its product as uncharacterized. Lineage: Eukaryota; Viridiplantae; Streptophyta; Magnoliopsida; Rosales; Rosaceae. The record is from RefSeq and is a predicted model, not a curated record. Gene Ontology annotation, molecular function: endonuclease activity; nucleic acid binding; zinc ion binding.